UUUAUUUAUUUAUUACAUUCAUAUGCAUAUUUUAUCCAAGAAAUUCAAUAUAGCAUACAUUGUUCUCCCCCUCCCCAGUUAAUCCCCACAACAACUCUGAGGUAGUUUAGAUUGAGAGUCACCUGGUGAGCUUCACAUCCAAGUGGAAAAUUGAACCCAGGGAUCCUAGGUCCUAGUUAAACACCCUAAGCACUAUCAAAACUGAAAGAGUAAAAUUUAUCAUAAGCUUCUGUAGAUUUAAGCCCACUUUAUCAGACGCAUGAAGUGAAAUCUUAGCUGGAAGGUGUUGGGGGAAAAUGAAUGAUUUCGUCGUCUAUCUCCCUAUGCUUCCCUAUAGUUACAUGCCGAAACAUAAAUACAACCCCCUCUCUAAAAUUAAGAUCGUGACCGCCUGCCUUUGCUGCUGCAUUGUUUGGGAGAGUAUGGCACCCUGCUGACCAAAGCCACGCUAAAAAUCUGGAUUUCUCUGCUGGUUCCCGCUCCGAGCACCCUUCACUUCUGCCCUGAAACGUUCACACUGAACCCGGAAUUUGGGCUCAGUGCGAGUUGUUUAUAAAUCCGGACCACAGACUUCCUUCCCAGAGGGUCCCUUCCCAGCAGACAACGCACCGGAAGUUCCUACUCAGCAAAGCAGCCCUUCUACGGCAAAUCUAUGCUCAUCGGGCAGCCGACAGCUUUUUCUUUGGUCUUUCUGUGCCUCUCUACAAGACUCUAAAUAUCCUCCACCUCCGACGAAGGGAUGUGUUUACAUCCGGGACUUUUUUUUUGCGGCUGCGCAGUCCCGUCCCCCCGCCUCACCGGCCGUUACUCUCAUCUUCUUUGGCGGGACGCCGUUUGUUUAACCCUUGGCGGUGCCCCACGAUGAUUCCCACUCCGUGGCACCGGCACGUGGGGCCGCAGGGCCCCUUUAGCGAGGUCUACGAGCCCGCCGAAGACACUUUCCUGCUGCUGGACGCUCUGGAGAGGGACGCGGAGGAGCUGAGGAGCGGCAGGUGAGGGAGCCAAUGGCAGGAGGGAGGCGGGGGAAGGACGCGGGGGGGGGGGGAGAGGAUGCGCGCGCACGCAAACGGCGGCAGUGCCGGUCAUUUGUACGGCCGUUCCUGUCCGGAGCCUUCACCUCGCGUGCUGGUGGCGCGGCUCAGGUCUCGCAGCUCUGGCCUCUUGGCAAAAACUGAACUCGUUGACUUCGCUUGAAUUUAUAUGGAAGGUGCUGCAGGUGGGUUAUGUUCCGAGGACGUUUAAGACAGCGGCGUAGACCUACGGCGAAAGUGCAGACCACUAUAGCAGAGCUAAACAUAAACCGAACCCACUCAAACCUCAAAUUGCGCCCAGUUAAACUAAAAGUGUAUAUCCAUACAUUUGGAGUUCUUUGAAGUCUGAAAACAAAGAAAAGAAAUGUGUGUGUGUGCCUAAUGUAAGGUUACCAGAUUUGUUUCAAUGAAUCCGGGGACACUUUUCAACUUCCUCCUAAAUAGAUGGAUUUUGCCAGGGGACUGAUUUGUAAAUCUGGGAACUGUCCCCAGGAAACGGGGACGUCUGGUAACCUUAGCCUAAUGAUGGUAAGGAGGGCAUUGAACCCAGAUCACAAAACCCAUUCCUCCACCAUGGCAUGAAAAAAGCAGAUUCCAUAAAAGCACUCAACACGCUUUUUUAAGGUUCAUGUGUAAAGUAAUGUGCACACAACAAAUGUAUAUGGAACCACAGGCAUCAUCCGGGUGCAUGCAGUGGCAGAUGAGUUGGUUGUUUUUAAAGAUUUAUUCCCCACCCUUGGAUCACACAUUCUCAAGGCAACUUACAAGAAACAAGACAGCAUUCACCCUUUCUUUUUUUCUCACACAGCUGGCACAAUCUUGAAGCUGGACAGAUAGGAUCAGGAUAUGCUUCCCACCACGAGGAGCAAGGCAGUUGCGAUCUCAUCUUUGGGAACCUGCACAUGUUUAUUAGUAGAAUUUGCAAGCUUCAGCUAAUUUUUUCUCUCAGAGUUGUGAGAAUAGUACAACCUGAGCUCCUUGGAGGAAGGGUGUGAAAGAAAUGUAUAAAAAAAAAAACCAAACCAGGGCUCUGGCCUGUUUUGGUGCCUGAAGCAGAAAGUUUAAAUGGCAGCCCUCUCACUAAUCAACAUGCCACAAUGCACCAGAAAGUCCCACUGGAAAAAAACUAUUUUUAUUUAUUUAUUAAAUUUGUAUAGCAUUCUUCAUCUGAGGUCCACAAGGUGGUUUGGAAUAUUAAAAUACAAAAAUGCAUAACAUAGUAACAAACAAAAACAAUAACUUCCCCACACAGUUUAAAAGAUCUUAGGUAGUUUAAUUAGUCAAAGAAUUGGCAGUAGAUAAAUAUUUUGCCUGGUGCCUAAAUAUAUGUAAUGAAGGUGCCAGGGGAGGCUCUCAGAAUAGCAUUCCAUGAGCGGGGAGCCAUUGCAGAAAAGGCUCGUUCUCAUAUUGCUACCCUCUAGACCUCUUGUGGAGGAAGAAGGGCCUCAGAUGGUGAUUGCAGGGUCUGGGGGGGAUUCAUAAUGGGGAAAUGUGGUCCCUCAGGUAUUGGGAUCCUGAGCCAUUUAAGGCCAAAACCAGCACUUUGAACUGGGCCUGGAAACUAGUGCAGUCAUCAUCAUCAUCAUCAUCAUAAUAAUAGUAAUUUAUUAUUUGUACCCCGCCCAUCUGGCUGGGUUUCCCCAGCCACUCUGGGCGGCUUCCAUAGAAACCAAAAACACUAAAAUAUCAUACAUUAAAAACUUCCCUGAACAGGGCUGCCUUAAGAUGUCUUCUGAAUGUCAGGUAGUUGUUUAUCGUUUUGACAUCUGAUGGGAGGGCGUUCCACAGGGCGGGCGCCACUACCGAAAAGGCCCUCUGCCUGGUUCCCUGUAGCUUUGCUUCUCGCAAUGAGGGAACUGCCAGAAGGCCCUCGGCGCUGGACCUCAGCGUCCGGGCAGAACGAUGGGGGUGGAGACGCUCCUUCAGGUAUACUGGGCCGAGGCCGUUUAGGGCUUUAAAGGUCAACACCAGCACUUUGAAUUGUGCUCGGAAACGUACUGGGAGCCAAUGUAGGUCUUUCAAGACCGGUGUUAUGUGGUCUCGGCGGCCGCCCCAGUCACCAGUCUAGCUGCCGCAUUCUGGAUUAGCUGUAGUUUCCGAGUCACCUUCAAAGGUAGCCCCACGUAGAGCGCAUUGCAGUAGUCCAAGCGGGAGAUAACUAGAGCAUGCACCACUCUGGCGAGACAGUCCGCGGGCAGGUAGGGUCUCAGCCUGCGUACCAGGUGGAGUUGGUAGACAGCUGCCCUGGAUACAGAAUUGACCUGCGCCUCCAUGGACAGCUGUGAGUCCAAAAUGACUCCCAGGUUACGCACCUGGUCCUUCAGGGGCACAGUUACCCUAUUCAGGACCAGGGAGUCCUCCACACCAGCCCGCCCCCUGUCCCCCAAAAACAGUACUUCUGUCUUGUCAGGAUUCAACUUCAAUCCAUUAGCCGCCAUCCAUCCUCCAACCGCCUCCAGGCACUCACACAGGAUCUUCACCGCCUUCACUGGUUCUGAUUUGAAAGAGAGGUAGAGCUGGGUAUCAUCUGCAUAUUGAUGGACACCCAGUCCGAACCCCCUGAUGAUCUCUCCCAGCGGCUUCAUAUAGAUGUUAAAAAGCAUGGGGGAGAGGAUGGAACCCUGAGGCACCCCACAAGUGAGGGCCCAAGGGUCUGAACACUCAUCCUCCACCACCACUUUCUGAACACGGCCCAGGAGGAAGGAGCGAAACCACUGUAUAACAGUGCCCCCAGCUCCCAACCCCUCUAGACGGUCCAGAAGGAUGUUAUGGUCGAUUGUAUCAAAGGCCGCUGAGAGAUCCAGCAGAACUAGGAAACAACUCUCACCUUUGUCCCUAGCUCGCCGGAGAUCAUCAACCAGUGCGACCAAGGCAGUUUCAGUCCCAUGAUGAGGCCUGAACCCUGAUUGGAAGGGAUCCAAAUGGUCCGCAUCCUCCAGGCGUGCCUGGAGUUGUUCAGCAACCACACGCUCAAUCACCUUGCCCAAGAAUGGAAGAUUUGAGACUGGGCGAUAGUUGGCCAUACUGGCCGGGUCUAAAGAUGGUUUUAAGAAGCGGUUUAAUGACCGCCUCUUUCAGCGGAUCUGGGAAUGUUCCCUCACAGAGGGAAGCAUUCACCACCCCGCAGAGCCCAUCGCCCAGCCCUUCCCGGCUUGCUUUUAUUAGCCAGGAUGGGCAAGGAUCAAGGAGACAGGUGGUUGGUUUCACGCGUCCAAGCAGCCUGUCCACAUCCUCGGGGGUAACGGACUGCAAUUGAGUCCUUGCAACUUGACCAGACAGGGCUCUAGCACUCUCCCGCCCCAGCCCUGCUCCCACGGUGGUGUCUAGCUCCUUCCGAAUAUGAGUGAUUUUCUCUGCAAGAAACUUUGCAAAAUCGUUGCAGGAGAUCUUGGGGUCUUUACAAGGCCUCGGUGGUAAAGGUGGUUCCGUUAAAUUGCGGACCACCUGAAAGAGUCUCCUGCUACUAUUUUCUGCAGAUGCAAUAGAGGCGGUGAAGAAAGUCUUCGCCAUCGCUAUCGCCCUUGGUAGGCUUGACGUUGAGCUCUAACCUGUGUCCGGUCAGAUUCGGAGUGAGUUUUCUGCCACCGACGCUCUAGCCGUCUCAGCGAUUGUUUCAUCGCCCUCAGCUCCGAAGAAAACCACGGGGCUGUCCGGGCUCCAUGCAAUCGGAGAGGGCGCUUCAGAGCCAGACAGUCGAUAGCCCUGGUUAACUCCGCAUUCCAGCGGGCCACCAGGGAAUCAGCUGAAAGGCCAUCAACAUGGGAUAAAGCAUCCCCUACCACUCUCUGGAAACCAUUUGGAUCCAUUAAGUGGUGGGGGCGGACCAUCCGAAUUGGUCCCACCUCCCUGCAGAGAGGAAGGGUCGCAGAGAAGUCCAGUUGCACCAGGAAGUGAUCUGACCAUGGCACUUCUUUGGUUUCACUUUUACUUAGUGUCAGAUCACCCAUGCCACUAGAGGUGAAUACCAGGUCUAAGGCAUGUCCAUGACUAUGAGUUGGGCCCAACUUAUUCAGGGACAGCCCCAUGGAGGCCAUGCUUUCCACGAAGUCCCGAGCGGCCCCUUGUAAGGUCGUGUCGGCGUGGAUGUUAAAAUCCCCUAGGACAACCAAACUAGGUGUCUCCAGGAGAACAUCCGCCACGACCUGAAGCAGCUUGGACAGGGAAUCCUUGGUGCAGCGGGGAGGUCGGUACACCAAAAGGAAUCCUGUACUGCCCCUAUUGCCCAACUUCCAGAACAUGCACUCAGAAAACUGGGUCUUCCCAGUAGGACGCCUGAUGCAAACUAAUGACUUCCUAAAAAUCACUGCAACCCCCCCUCCCUGCCCACAUGACCUGGGUUGCUGUGCGUAAGAGAAACCUGGUGGGCAAGCAGCAGCAAGGACAGGCCCAUCUGCUUCCUCCAACCAGGUCUCUGUCACACAUGCCAGGUCAAAUCCUCCAUCCACAAUCAAGUCGUGGAUGGCAGUGGUUUUAUUCAUCAUUGACCUGGCAUUACACAGCAACGCCUUCAGGUCAUGUGGGUUUCCCUGUUGAUUCCAGUAUCCAUCCGGUCAAGGCCAGACCCGGAGGCAGGGAUAGUCUUCAAACAACGACUAAACCUGCCUCCUCGGUAAUGACAUGGUCUGGUCUUAGCGUAACUCCUCCUCCUGCCCAUGAUCACCAAGAUCGGAUGUCCCAGUGCUUCCCCCCCUGUGGAACUUGUCCCAGCCAUCGUGUUGGCUGGGGCCCCACUCCCAGGCAGCCCUGAUCCCGCCCCUUAAAAACAAAACACAAACUAUACAGAACCAAUAAAACAACAGAAAACAAAAACAGAACAAUUAUACUAAAAUUAAUCCCCAACCAAAUAUCCAUCCCACCCACACACCCCCAACAAAGGAAAAAGGAAAAAAAAGAAAUACAGUACAAAUUUAAAUUGCCACCGACUGCUUGAGGACAUUUUAAAACACAUUAACCACUUGGAACAGGGAAGCAAUUGCAGAACACUUCCCAGCUUCCCCAAAAGUUUGUUCCAAAUAAGGGCCUGGGCCACGCCCCCUGGGCCAGUUGGAGAAGGCCCUGGAAGGGAGCAGGCCCUGCAGUCCUCACCCAGCCAGGAGUCUCUUUAUAGCUGGGAGAGAGGGCCCUGGCCACGCCCCCUGGGCCAGUUGGAGAGGGCCCUGGAAGGGAGAGGGCCCUGCAGUCAGGCCAGAAUUGGCAUCAUAUGCUCAAACCCAGCAUUCAAAACUCCCAUUGUUCUAGGCACGUUUUGCGACAAGGAAUUUCAUUUGCAUGAGUAGUUUCUGAGCUCUGGGCACAGUACUGCGCCUAAGAUUUCAGAUUAAAACUUCCAGCCACUUUCUGAAUACUGGAGAAGAGACCCUCUUAAGAAUAUUAGGGCGGUGGGCAGGGGAAGCAUGGUGUUGUUGUUUUUUUGUUGUUGUUUUUGCAGUCUUCAGAAGAGGACUAGACCAUGUGAAAAAUGAAUAUAAGAUUUUAUCUGCAGUUCUUAUUUUCAGCUUUGUAUUCUUGUUAUAAAAAGUGCACCUGGACAUUCCAUUGUUGCGCCCAUAACCUAAGUUUAAGGUGCCAUUUAUCCCCUAACUUUCAUAUCUCUGUUUCUAACACUGCUCAAACUGUUUUGCCCUUGUGAGCAACCUGGCCUCUGAAUUCUGCACCAACUGAAGUUUCCAAACACUCUUCAGAGGCAGCCCCACAUAUAACACAUUGCAGUAAUCUAACCUAGAAGUUACCAAAGGAUAGAUGGUAGAAGUUAGGCUAUAUGUGUCCAGAUAGGGGAGCAGCUGGGUCCCCAGCUGAAGCUGAUGGAAGGCACUCUGUGCCACCAAGGACCCCUGAGCCUCAAGAGCAUUGCUGCUGUUUCAAGGAGCCUUGAAAGUAGAAUUUCCUGAUGACUUGUGCCCCAUGGAUCAGAUGUGCCUGUCUCUCACACUGCCGCUUCUAAUAGCACCCAAAAACGUACCACCUUACUUUAUUUCCUUGUAGGGCCUUGCCAAAGCUGGUUAUGUCAUACUCUAUAGUGUUUUGUUCCAACGUAUUGGCUUUAGUUGCAGUAAGGAUUGUGAACAGUUUCUGCUGAAAGGAGUUCAACCAGCCUUGUGGCAAGAUCUUUCUCAGUAGUAGUACUUGAGACUCCCUUUUUAAAGUAGUGUUGCCAAGGGAUGAAUCUGAAACCUUAUAUAUACAAAAUAUGCUCUGUUAGAACUAUGGCUGUAGUCCAGCUUGAUAUCUAGGAUAUACUUGUCCUAUAGUUAUGACAGUUAACUGUGCUUAAGUGUGUCUAGAGCAAACAUUCAUCUGCAGGAUGACCCACUAGUUUUGAGGCAAAACUAGAAUACGUACUGGCAUUUACAGAUGGAAAAUAUAUAAAGAACUUAGGCUUACAGAUUGUUUUGAAAGGCCAUCAUUAGACUGGAUAAGUGCAUUUCAAAUAGGAUUUACUAGUUUAAAAAAUCAGAAGUUGAAAACUACAUGGAAAAUGAAUUUAAUCUCUUUAAAAAUCAAGCUUAUUAAUUUAUAAAAAUAGAACUUAAGCUUCUUAGUGGGUAUAGUCAUUCCAUUUAAAGUAAAGCUUACAGUGGAUAAUAUUAAUCUCUUAUUUUUUUCUGCAGAAAAAUACAUUGUCUCUAUUCAGAUACUUUUAAGAUAUGUAGUCACUGUCUGAAUAGUUUAUAGCGGCACAGCCCUCGUUAAUCUCAUUGCACCCUUAUUUUUAUGUCUAAAAUGUUUAGCAUUGAGAUCUGCCUUGAAGUAGGAUCUGGAUCUGGAGUAGUUUCAACAUUUUUGGCUUCAAUUGCUGGACCCAAAGCGUUAUACUUGUAAGUAUUUAUAUGUUAUUUUAAAUUGUAUUGUAGGAUAAGUAAAGGCAGGGUGCAUAUGAUUCCUUAAAUGUACCCCACACCCCUAGAUCACAAAAAUAUUACCAUGAAUUGCACUUCAGUGGCCUUUUAAUUAAGUUGUAUACUAUAGUGGUUUUUUAAAAAACCUUUGGGCAUAAAUAUGUGAAGUGUAAUUAAAGUCAUGGGAAUGUAUAUUUGAUGCCAGUGGAUCCUUCCUACAGUAGACCAGUUGGGUGAAAGAUGCACAGGUUGAAGCUAAUACUAUACAUCUCACAACUCUAUGCAGCUAAUUACUUGGUUCAGAUAUCAUAGAAGAAGAAGAAGAAGAAGAGUUUGGAUUUGAUAUCCCGCCUUUCACUCCCUUUAAGGAGUCUCAAAGCAGCUAACAUUCUCCUUUCCCUUCCUCCCCCACAACAAACACUCUGUGAGGUGAGUGGGGCUGAGAGACUUCAGAGAAGUGUGACUGGCCCAAGGUCACCCAGCAGCUGCAUGUGGAGGAGCGGAGACACGAACCCGGUUCCCCAGAUUACCACUCCUAACCACUACACCACACUGGCUCCUACCAAAUCAUACCAAAUCAUGGUUCAUUUUAGCAGUAUUUUAGAACCUAAACCAUCGAGUUUCCAAAUGCAUUAGAGGCAAACUAUGCUUUAGACCUUUUUAUCUGCUUUAGUAUUCCAUCCUUCCAGGACUUGGCGUCAAAGACUUAUUUCUGUAUUUCUGGUGCAGCCGUGCCUGGAGAUGUUUACAUGCUGUGCCAAAUCAUAAACUUCAUUCACCAUAGUUUUUAUGGUCUCUGAACUGAGCCAGUAUGUUGCAUGGAAGUCCAUGGUUAAUCUUGGUUUAAUAAAAGUUACCAGUAUUCUUUCUUUCAAAGCUUGGGUGGCGCAAAAAUCCCUGCAGUCAGAGCAGAUAGGGAUAUUUGAAUUGUUAUGCCUAACAUGGUAUCUGAAUUGUUGCCAACUACAAGAGAAUACUAUUAUAAGGAACUGCGACCUGUGGGUAUUUAUUUGUAUCACAUUGUGACAGUUUUAAUAUCACCUUAUCUAAAUGAUAUUUAAUGUUACCUUGGUUGACAAAACAUUGCUUGUUUUAACUGAAAUACGGCUCAUUUGCUUAUAGGUGUACCGAUAUCAACCCUCUGGCAGGUCUGUGCACUGUGGAAACAGCCAUACAUAAUAAUGUUGACAUUCAGCCCAUAAUUACCGAUCUGGUGAGAUUCAAAUUAUAACUCAUCCUUUUGAUAGAUAAUACUGCAUACCUUCAUAAUACCAAACACUUCACUGUGAUGUGCUGAUAUAGCACUUUGAGUUUAUAUUGUUCAAUGAAUUAGCUUUUUUGCGGUAUUUAUAUGCUAUUGUUUGUUUACUAGUGACUUAUGUUUGUAAAUUUUAAUGGUACUGUUAUUAUUGUGAGCUACUUCCAUCUCAACAUUGUUGCUUGAAAAGCAGAACACAAGUAUUAAAUCAGAUUAAUUUAUAAAAUGUUACCGUAUUUUUUGCCCUAUAGGAUGCACUUUUUCCCCUCCAAAAAUGAAGGGGAAAUGUGUGUGCGUCCUAUGGGGCGAAUGCAGGCUUUCGCUGAAGCCUGGAGAGCGAGAGGGGUCGGUGCGCACCGACCCCUCUCUCUCCAGGCUUCAGGAAGCUAUCCGCAAGCCUUGCGAGCCCAGGGGGAGUUCCCGCGGGCUCGCAAGGCUUGCAGGCAGCAGCCUGUUCUGUGGGCUGGGGUCAGGGAAAGCUCGGGCUUCCCCUGCCCCAGCCGCGGGGGAAAUAAUUUUUUUUUAUUCAUUCCCCCCCCCCCCGAAAAAAAACCCCGGGGUGCGUCCUAUGGGCCAGUGCGCCCUAUAGGGCGAAAAAUAUGGUGAUCCUUUUAAUACAGAGGUACUUUUUUCACUUCCUUUGGAAAAUAAUUGUAGCAAAACUAUCCUCAUCCAGGAAUUUGGUGAGUUAAUUGAAAACAUUGUUUUUUGGUUUUGACCUUUUCUUGGAGCAUAAAGGCAAUGAGACAGCUUUUAGAUUGAUAACCAGUCUUUUAAUAAGAUGUCAGUCUUCUGUGACCUAACUGAAGGUCAUGUGCUAAAGUUGAAGCAAACUGGAAUAGCUGUAACUUCCCCCCUGCCCCUGCCCCAAAUUCUUUACUAAAUCGUAUUUUACACAAGCAGGCUUGGAGCAGUUUGUUGGAGAAUAAAAGUUGUGUUAAUUUAUUUUACGUCAACUUAUGUCUAGGUAACAGCAUUGUUGCCACGAUUGCAUGGGAAAGUGGAUGUACUGCUAUUUAACCCACCUUAUGUAGUAACCCCUUCUGCUGAGGUAUGUAUGCAUUUGAGAAAAUAGUUUAUCAACCUGUUGCAGUUGGGUAGCAGUUGUUACCCACUGAAUAUGUUGAAUUUCACUUGUCUGAAAAUUUCAAUUCAACUGCAGCAUUUCCUAAAUCUGUUUUCACUAUUAACUAGCUAAUCUUGUCUAGUAUUUCUGUCUUCCAUUAUUACUACUAUUAAUAAAUUUGCACAUGCAUUUUUUGGAUACUUGCAGCCUGAUCUUAUCUCAGUCACCUUUGUGUUGAAUGGAGCUCUGCUUAGGUUUGCAGACUUCAUAUCCUGAUGAUUCUUCAGUAAUAAUAGACAGUAAGGCCAUCUUGCUUUAAAAAAUUGGUUAAAAAGCUAAACAGGUAUAUGUGACUUACAUAAUUGAUUGAAUUCAAAUGUGUUUGACUUCACUCAUUGCAAAGGUCAUCUUGUUUUUAUUUUGUCUAAAAUGCUGCAUGGUAUAUCAAAGUGCAAUUUUCCUUUUUCAUUUAUUCUAGAUUCACAGUCAUGGAAUAGAGGCAGCAUGGGCUGGAGGUAAAAAUGGCAGAGAAGUUAUGGACAGGCUCUUUCCACUGGUGUCAGACUUGCUUUCAGCUAGAGGAUUAUUUUACUUAGUUGUAAUUAAAGAAAAUGAUCCAGGUUAGCAAUACUUCUGUUCUCCCUCCCCCUUAAACUUAAGGAGUUUACACUGAAACACUUGGCAAAUAUCCUAAAAACAGUUUGGCUAGUCUUUACUUUUUGCAUUAAAUCUUUUCAGAGAGAGGCAUGCUUUAGAAUAAUUUUGUAAUUCAUUUGAAUGAGUAUUGGAGACAAUUUUAUGCCAAAAUGGAUUCAGCCACUCUUAUGAUGCCUUAUAUGAGCUGUAUACAUCUUGUAUGAUCUGUCUAGUAUUCAGCUACUGCUGGUGAAAGCCCUUGCGGAGAACACAGAAUCCCCCUUCAUACCUUAUUCACAUGAAUGAAUUCCAUAUGAUGAAAGGAAAGUGGGACCCCAUCCCAGGUGUUCUGUGCUGGGCCAGCCUUACCCCCUGAUGCUUAUGCAUUUAAUGUGGAUGGCUGCAAAGGUAUAUCUCAUGCAUAGAUCCACACUCAAUGUGUGGAUUCUGAGGCUGUCCCAGCACAGAACAUUGAGGAUACAACUUCCCUUUCAUCACAUGAACUUUCUUCACCUGCAGGGGGCUAGAAUGACCAUUUUAUUUCCUCUAAAAGCCAUUUAGUCUCAGGCUUGGAUGCUAAAUGGGACUACCCAAAAAUAAGGUAGACACUUUUACAUAUUGGGGGGGGGCUCCUUUGGUAUGCAGAAAUAUGUAAAUUAAAACUAAAAAAAUUAAGUCCCAAAUAUGUCUAAAGAAUGUUGAGGGCAACAGUGGGGGAAGGAAAGAAAAAAACCUGCUUGGGGCUUUAACAUAGGCAAGGCGGACCUGUGGCUCUUUAGUUGUUGGUCUUCCACCUCCCAGAAUUCCUGACCAUUGACCAUCCUAGCUGGGACUGUUGGAGACCAAGAACUGGAAGGCCACAUGCCUCCCCUAACAUCUUGCAGUAGGUAUUCUGGAGGAUUCGGGUCACCAGAGGGACCUGUGCCAUGAGGUUAUGCUUCCUUUUUUGCACUUUACCAAGAUUUUUCAGGAAGAGAAAUAAAAAGGUCACACGUACUCUUUCCCAUUCUUCCAAAACCUUCCUUGCUUCCAUCAAUGCAUAGGACACUUGAGUUUAGGGCUAGCUAGCCCCCAACCUAAAUCCUUUAACACCAUAUGGUAAAGGCGACACAAGGCGACAGGAAGGGAAGAAAAAAGGGUCAUACAAUUUCCAUUUCUGGUUCCAAAACGUCACCCACCCCAGUUGCACUCUGAGCUCCAAACAGAUUAAUCUGUUUCAAGCUGUAGCUGUAAACAGCAAUGUUUCUGUUAAGGCAGGCAUCCCCAAACUCAGCCCUCCAGCUGCUUUGGGACUGCAGUUCCCACCAUCCCUGACCACUGGUCCUGUUAGCUAGGGAUGAUGGGAGUUGUAGUCCUAAAACAUAUGGAGGGCCAAGUUUGGGGAUGCCUGUGUUAGGGGCUGCAACACUUCCUUGUGACUCAUCACGUGCCUAUUACUGCUUAGUCAUGUAAUGCUUGCUGUAGAAUGGAUUAGUGAUCCAUUUUUGCCCAGAGUUUCUACAUCUAUUUACAGGUGGCAUACAGGCGAGUCAGAGGCUGUUAUAAUUGAAUGUUAAGUAAAUGUGAAUCAUGGAGUAGCAAAGGAACAGAUUUUUCGGUUGAGAGCCAAACUGAGACUAGGUUGGCAGUGAAUAAUUAUUAUUCCUUUUGUUAAUAGCCAAGUGUGUAACUCUUAAAAUGAGAGAACCUUGGAAAUGACACGUAAGUGAGUCUUACACUGGUCAGGAAUAAGGAGUUAAGAACCUUGCUUAGUUUUGUUCUAUAUCUGUUCUCACAGCAGUGCUGGUAAUCUAGUAUCAGCUUUCUACAGGUUUUUCUCUUUGCCAGUAGGCAGGAAAUCUAGCUGGGUGGAUUGUGUUUGUGUAUGGUUUGUUUUGUUUUGUUUUGUUUUGUUUUGUUUUGUUUCUUUGCAAAAUUAAUGCUGAAAGAAAUUUGAAGAUAAUUUUGGCUGAUAGAAGGCUAGGACCCAUCUGUUGCUUUAAACUGAGCUGUGAUUUCUCAUUUGUAAUUGCAGAUGAAAUUAUCAAAAUAUUGCGAAAAUGUGGUUUAAAAGGCACCAGAGUACUUUCCAGACAAGCAGGAAGAGAAAAUCUCUCGGUACUUAAAUUUUGCAAGUCCUGAAGACUACCUGUUAAACAAAAACUACUCUGGAAUAAAGGCUGCACAAAAGACAAUAAUACUUGAUCCUAUAUUAAUUUUUUCUCACAAUGAAGACAGAAGUUCUUUUGAUCAGGACUGAAUUUCUUGAACAGAAAUUUUGGAGGGUAUGGUGUGCACGUACGGCAUGGAAGGCGAGGGGGCUCCAUGUCCUCUUUUUUGCUCUUCAAAAUAUGGCACCCCUAGUAUGCACAGCAUUGCACUG
This is a messenger RNA of Podarcis lilfordi (Lilford's wall lizard), 13189 nucleotides long. NCBI's taxonomy places the organism in Eukaryota, Metazoa, Chordata, Lepidosauria, Squamata, Lacertidae. The record is from the annotation of a GenBank genome assembly.